Molecule: messenger RNA, 5354 nt
Organism: Neoarius graeffei (lesser salmon catfish)
Lineage: Eukaryota; Metazoa; Chordata; Actinopteri; Siluriformes; Ariidae
Gene: nfkb1
Product: nuclear factor of kappa light polypeptide gene enhancer in B-cells 1
Exons: 24
Coding region: 439-3243 (934 amino acids)
Biological process (GO): response to cytokine; canonical NF-kappaB signal transduction; inflammatory response
Cellular component (GO): cytoplasm
Molecular function (GO): DNA-binding transcription factor activity, RNA polymerase II-specific; protein binding; RNA polymerase II cis-regulatory region sequence-specific DNA binding
Source: RefSeq, a predicted model, not a curated record
UAUUUCUAUAGUGUAUUAAGAUACAGUUCUGUAUCCAGUGUCCAAAAUAUAGUUCAUAAGCUCAGUUGUAAUUGCGGAUCGUGUCCGCCAGGGGGCUGGCUGUUGCUGAACUGUGGUGUUGCUCGACGUCACGGGGAAUUUCCAGCAAGGAAGUCAACUUUCUAUACAAACACACCGAUUGUGUUACAAACUGCUUAUCAAUGAAACUAUAUCGUCCUUAUCGAUUGACAUUUAUCCGCUUUUUAUUCCUCAACACUUUUUUUUUAAGUAAAGAGGUUUUGUAAUAUUUAAUGAGAGGCAGCCAGGGAGAGGGAGAGAGAGACUGAGAGGUUGAACAUGGCGCAGUAAAGAGAUUCUUCAGCACUUUGAGGACGCACAGGAUUAAACUAUUCAUGCUCUUUCUGCAUCCUGGACUGUUAUUCGGAAAGUGCAGGAACCAUGACUGAAGAGGACGUGUAUCUUCAAGGGCAGGAGUACUUUGACUUUGAUCCACAAUGGAUUUCGAUGGAACAGAAUUAUCCUGCUGUACCGCAUUCAAACCCACAGCGUAUUGAAGGACCUUGUCUCCAAAUUACAGAACAGCCCAAGCAGCGGGGCUUCAGGUUUCGUUACGGCUGCGAGGGCCCGUCUCACGGAGGACUCCCAGGAGCCUGUAGCGAGAAGAACAGGAAGACGUAUCCUCAAGUCAAGAUCUGUCAUUAUCACGGUCCAGCACGAAUCGUGGUCCAGCUGGUGACCAACACCAAACUGCCGCACCUGCAUGCGCACAGCCUCGUGGGAAAACAAUGCGACAAGGGCGUCUGUGUGGCCGAGCUCCAGCCCAAGGACUCCUCCAUCAGUUUCCCGAACCUGGGUAUCCUCCAUGUGACGAAGAAGAAUGUGAGUAAGACACUGGAGGAGAGGAUGAGUGAAGCCUACAGGCUCGGUUACAACUAUGGCAUCGUCAUCCAUCCAGAAAUCGACUCUUUCCAAGGAGAGACGCACCUUCCGAGAGAUCUCACAGAUCACCAGAGGACUCUGAUCUGCAAUGCUGCAUCUAACCAAGCUAAAGACAUGGACUUGAGCGUCGUGAGGCUCAUGUUCACUGCCUUUCUUCCUGACAGCGAGGGUGGCUUUACCCGCAGACUCGAACCAGUCAUAUCCGAACCCAUCUACGACAGCAAAGCCCCAAACGCCUCAAACUUGAAGAUCGUGAGGAUGGACCGCACUGCCGGGUGCGUGACGGGCGGAGAGGAGGUGUAUCUGCUCUGUGACAAAGUUCAGAAAGAUGACAUCCAGGUGCGCUUUUAUGAGGAUGACGAGACGGGAAUCAUCUGGGAGGCAUUUGGGGAUUUCUCUCCGACCGACGUGCACAGACAGUUUGCCAUAGUGUUCAAGACGCCCAAGUACCGCGACCAGAACCUUCAGAAACCCAUCUCAGUGUUCGUGCAGCUCAAGAGGAAGUCAGACAACGAGACUAGCGAGCCCAAACCAUUCACCUAUCACCCACAGAUCAUAGAUAAGGAAGAAGUACAGAGGAAGAGACAAAAGACACUGCCCAAUUUCCCGGAUUACGGUGGAGCAGGGGGCGGAGUCGGGGGCAUGUAUAGAGGACCAGGAGGCGGGGCUCCGUCAGGGGGCGGCCACGGCGGCGGCGGAGGAGGAGGAGGGAGUGGAGGUGGAGGUCAUUAUUACCAGAGUUAUUAUAACAACUUCAACUCCGGCUACGCCUUUCCGCCCUCCAUGGGUGGAGGAGGGGGUGGUGUGAAGCACUCCAAUCACGGUCCGGUGGAAGACACGGACGAAGAGAGCGACAGCGAUCUGGAUGACGACCCGGGGACAGGAGGGGUGUGUGUCCAGCCCAGAUUUCCAGCAUCGGAGGAGAGUAGUGACGAGAGCGAGGAUUUGGACGAGUCUGGAGUGUGUGAGACAGAAAUCACAGACUUUGUGUUCGAGCCACGGUUUGCCGAGCUGGCACAGAGACACGCCUGGGCUUUGUUUGACUAUGCCAUAAGCGGUGACGUUCGCAGGCUGCUGGUUCCACAGCGCCCUCUGAUGGCUGCUCAGGAUGAGAACGGAGACACGGGGCUGCACUUGAGCGUGAUCCACAGUCAGACGGAUUCCGUGAAGAACUUGGCGGGAGUGAUCGCGGCGAUUCCCGGAGAGGAUGUCAUGAACAUGAGGAACGACCUGUAUCAGACUCCGUUGCACCUGGCCGUAUUGACAGAGCAGAAGGACGCAGCCGAGGCGUUACUGGAGGCAGGAAGUGACAUCAGUCUGACCGAUCGCCAUGGCAACACGGCACUGCACCUGGCCUCGCAGCAGAAGGACGGAGAGAUGAUGCGAAUGCUGCUGAGACACCCAGAGGCUCUGGGCUUAAGCAACACACACAAUAUAGCAGGUCUGUGUCCUUUGCAUAUCGCCAUCUUGGCGAACAGUUUGAGCAGCAUGAGGGCUCUGCUGCAGGCCGGGGCAGACGUGGAGGUUCAGGAGCGAACAUGUGGUCGCACACCGCUUCAUCUCGCCACUGAACACAACAACGUGUCGCUCGCCGGAUGUCUGCUGCUCGAGGGCAACGCUGAAGUGGACAGCCUGACGUAUAACGGCUCCACGCCUCUUCACAUCGCAGCAGGGCGGGGCUCUCUCAAACUGAGCGCGCUCCUCAUCGCUGCAGGUGCAGAUCCUCAGAAAGAGAACUUGGAGCCGCUGUUCUUCAGAGACGAGGAGUGCUGCAGGGAAGACAAAGGCGAAGUGGACGAAGGUUACAUCCCAGGGACGACCCCGCUGAACAUGGCUGCUUCGUCAGAGGUGCAGGAAAUCCUGAACGGUAAACCGUACCAACCCAGCACUGUUAUCGUCCCACCACAAGGGGACAUGCAGAGACUGAGUAAGGAGACAAAGCAGGCGCUGUGCACAUGUCUCGAGGAGUGUGCAGGCAGCUGGGAGAGUCUGGCGCACACACUCAGACUGGGCAUCCUCACCAACGCCUUCCGCCUCAGCCCACGGCCAGCCUGCACACUUCUGGACAGCUACGAGGUAUCAGGCGGGACAGUGCGCGAGCUCUUAGCGGGUCUGAAGAGUAUCGGGAACAGCCGCGCCGUCAACAUAGUGCAAAAGCAUGUUUUGUUUGAGGAAAACGAUAACGCACACGACGAACAUCUGACCACAGACGGCGGUGUCUCUCCAGGCCUGCAGGAUCUAAAAUUAUCUCCGUCAGACGACAACGGCGUGUGCGACAGCGGGGUGGAGACGUCCUUCCAGUAGCCGAGCCUCACCGUGACUGACUGACUCACUCGCUGACCUCUGACUGGAGCCACAGCCCCAACCUUGAACUACGAGUUCGCAAUCUUCAAAGCCGCUCGGAUCUGGGACUCGCAAUUUUGGCCCCUGCAAUUGGCUGCUGUCAAGCCACACCCACACGCAGGACCAUUAGCUAGGCAGCGCUUGGAGAGUUUUGAUGGCGAGACGCACUCGGAUGAAUAAUUUCUUUUGGAUAAGAUUUGUAUUUAAGUAUUUUUUUUCUACUCCGUACGUUUUUAUUUUUAAAAAUGGUUUUUGAUUUUAUUAGCAAGCCGACAGUGACUGUUAAACAAUGCCUUGUUUAUUUUCUGACCGAUAUCUAGCUGAUAUUAAUGUCCAGAAGAAGCGGACGAACGUGUCCAACUCUGCCGUGUUUUUGUGUGAGAGUGAUUUUAUGAGCAGCAUCAGGAGUUUCAAUCUUCAGGGUUUAUAUAAUAGCAGUCAUUUUCCUUUUUUUUUUAAGUCGAUCCUGCCUCAGGAAACACUGCACUCCAUUUGGCUCUGCUUGCUUCAUGUAGUCAGGUUCAUCCCAAAAUUUGGCAUCUUGAUCACAUCUGAUUCUUGGGGCGGGCGCACACACACACACACCGAGCCUCUGGACCAGUGGGCUUUUUCAUAUACUGAAGAAAAACAACGAAGCUUUUCAGAACAAUUUUACAGCAAUGGCGUUUAUUUAACUUUAUUUCUCUUCGCAUUUCAUCUAAGCUUUUCAUCUCCUGUUGCGCUGCACAGACAUUUUUGGGUACUGUGUUGAUUUUUUUUUUUUUCUUGUGUUUGUGGUGCUACAAUCAGAAACAAUAACGAGUACUGAAUGAAAUCUCAUUUUAAAGAUUGCUUUUAUUUCAGAGGCCAUUCUCCCACCUCUAGGUUUUUGCAAACCAAACUUUUAAAUCGAAAAGGAAAAAUGAUCCUUUGCCAAAAAUAUUCACAAUUCCAGGCCAGGCCAGCCCAGGAUUGUACAUGAUCAGCCAAGGUAUUUUCCCAGUGUAACUAACAAGUGAGGAAGCGUUCUUGGAUCAUUCGAUAUGCGUUUGUUGAUUAAUCUUGAGGAAGUGCUUGAGGAUUGAGGUGGUUAGGGUUGCGGUAGAUGUGGAGCAUGUCCCAGGAACGCUGCGCACAAGGUUGGGAGUACACCCUGGAUUGGACACGGGUUUAUCGAUUCAGACAGAUGGCUUAUUGCGUCACCUGUUUUUGGGAGGUGGGAGAAAACCAAAGAACUCAGAAGAAACUCGUAUGCACACGGAGAACAUACGAAGUCCCACACUGACAGGAACCCGAGCCGUAAGACGGCAACGUUAGUUUAUACUAUUGUGCAAGCUGCUUUCGAAAUCGUGUCGUCACGCUAAAAGAUGUAUAACGUUGGCAUAAUUUGAGCUCUAACUGUUACUGAAUUUACUUCUUAUCUCGAACUCCGCCUUCAAAUCACGGGCCACGCCUCCUUUCAUAUCUGAAGCUGGUGCGGAGAGAUCAAGUAAUGGCUGCUGUGAAAUGAUUGGUUGAUUGACAAAAUUGUGGAUGACAGGAACACUGUUCAUGCGCUUUCCUCACGGGGGGGAAAAAACAUUCAAAUAUGAAAAAAGUCAAAAUGAUUUGACUUCCUUGACUGUUCAGUCCUCUGUUGAAAUGCUUAUGAAUAAUAAUUAGGCAUGUUUCAUUGUGAUCCAUGUUCUACCAGUUUGUGGUGAUCUUUGCACUGUGAGGACUGAAAGAACCGGAGUCCGUUUCAAAGUCGAGAAAUUUUUCUUUCCAUGGAUUUGCAGUUCUCAGGAAAAAUCAAACAAAUGCCUUUUUUUUGUUUGUUUUUCUUUGCUUCUCUGAAUAACUGGAGACGCAUCCGAAGCUCAAUGCCCCUUUUUUGUCUCUUUAUAGUGAUGUUCUCAUGAACUCAAGCUUCUUUAUAUCACUUCUUCUGUUGCCUUGAAAUUCUCCAGCCCCAGACUGCUAUAUAUCAUGGUAUAGUGAGGAAAACCAAAGCUCUCGCUUACAGUUUAGAUCGAAACUGUAUUUAUAUUAUUAUCUGCAUUUGAACUUGGUUUUUAUUGACAUUUUUAUAAUAAAAUGAUUAAUUUUAUUAA